Molecule: messenger RNA, 456 nt
Organism: Solanum tuberosum (potato)
Lineage: Eukaryota; Viridiplantae; Streptophyta; Magnoliopsida; Solanales; Solanaceae
Exons: 2
Coding region: 1-456 (151 amino acids)
Molecular function (GO): nucleic acid binding
Source: RefSeq, a predicted model, not a curated record
AUGGUGAAUGCGCAGAGGAAGGAUUGGUCUGAGAAGUUAGACGAUGCAUUGUGGGCGUAUAGGACUGUUUAUAAGACACCCAUAGGGUCUUCUCCCUAUCACAUAGUAUUUGGUAAAUCAUGUCAUCUUCCGGUGGAAUUAGAACACCAAGCUUUUUGGGCAAUUAAGAGAUUGAAUUUGGACCCUGAGCUGGCCAGUAGAAAGAGAAUGAAUCAAUUGCACAAACUUGAGGAAUUUAGGCUCCACACAUAUGAGAAUGCCAAGCUUUACAAAGAAAAGAUUAAAAGGUGGCAUGACAAGCACAUAGUUACUCUGGUAAGAAUGACACAACAUGGGGCUGUUGAACUUAGAGGUGAGACUGAUCUUACACUCUUAGUAAAUGGGCAAAGGGUAAAACACUACUUUGGUGUAGAUUCAGAUCGUGAUCUGGAGGCUCUUGAGCUAAAUGAUGAAUGA